GUGAAUACAUUAUAAAAUUAUCUAAAUUUUACUUAACUAGGUAUUGAUUGUAUUUAUUAGAAAUUAUAGUAACAGCCAUCAUUAGUUAAUUAAACAACUAAUAAGUGCUUAAACAACAUUAGGUGUAUACCUGCAGAAAUUUUCAUAAAUAUGGAUAUUAGCCAUUUUGAUGAAAAAAGUGGUAUUGUUCCAUGUAAUACAGAAUGGGGUAGAUGGUGGCAAACUGUAGAUGAAUUACAUAUUGAAGUAACACUUCCAGUAAAUACCAAAUCAAAAGAUGUCAAAGUCAAUGUCACUAACUCAAGUAUUACUUGUCAAAUUUUAGGAAAAACUUUAUUUUCUGGCAAUUUGUUUGGAAAAGUUCGUAGUGACGAUACUUUAUGGACAUUAGAGGACAAUGGUACUUUGUUAAACAUUGUAUUAACAAAAGCAGAUUUUUCAGAGAAAGAAAUUGUUUGGGAAGCUAUAAUGAAGGAUGGAUCAUUUAAAGCAGAUCCUUUAACAUAUAUUGAAAUGUCGAAAAAAAUGGAUUUAGAAAAGCUUCAAAUUAAGUACCCAGGAAUGGACUUCAGUAAAUCAGAGCUUCAGAAAAAUUACGAUUCUAUACCAGGACUUGGCAGCACUGAAUUAUAGAUUAGUAUACCUACAUUCUAGACUAUAUUUAAAUAAUUAAAUUGUUUUUUUUUUAAACUACAAAAAUGUAAAUAAUAAAAAUAAUUAUGUUUAGAAUUGAAUUUGAUAAUGACAAUUACUUAUGUUUAUUCAUCUUAAUAUAUAACUAAACAAUCCUAUCAUA
Messenger RNA from Rhopalosiphum maidis (corn leaf aphid), 796 nucleotides. RefSeq names its product nudC domain-containing protein 2-like. Gene Ontology annotation, cellular component: cytoplasm. Gene Ontology annotation, biological process: protein folding. The record is from RefSeq and is a predicted model, not a curated record. NCBI's taxonomy places the organism in Eukaryota, Metazoa, Arthropoda, Insecta, Hemiptera, Aphididae.